This is a messenger RNA of Belonocnema kinseyi, 1074 nucleotides long. RefSeq lists its product as uncharacterized. The transcript has 2 exons. NCBI's taxonomy places the organism in Eukaryota, Metazoa, Arthropoda, Insecta, Hymenoptera, Cynipidae. Bases 287 to 862 code for a protein of 191 amino acids. The record is from RefSeq and is a predicted model, not a curated record.
AAACAAUAUCUUGAUACUUACUACUAAAUUGUGGUCCACAUAUAAGUGAAAAUUUUUUUAUUAUUCUUAUUUCUCGUAAUUUCUUUACAUUUGCCAUAUUAGAGCCAUUUCUUCUAUAGAUGUAGAUGCAUCUUUCUUUAUUUAAAUGAUUUUCACAAUCAGCUUGUUAAUGGAUCUCAGAAGCGCAUCGCGAACAGAGCUAAUGCUUAUUUUAAAAUGAAAACAAAUUGCCCAAUUUGCGUGGCAGCAACAACCAACAAGGAGGAAGCUAAUACUUUUGUGAAAAAUGUAUGAAAUAUUGAAACAUCGACAAAUUGAAAAAAAUUCUCCUUUUCCGAGAAGAUUCUGGGUCAGACCGAUUUUCGCCGUUGCUAAACGUUUUCAGCAAGGUGACAGUGAAAAUUUAGUGGCCGAGAUGAGGCAGGAAGAGAAAGAUCUGCAAAAAUAUUUCACAUAUUUUCGCAUUCUUCCUGAAUACUUUCACAUACUGUAUGCUAUCGUGAAACCGUUCAUUGAAAAACAGAAUGUUAUCCGUGAGCCUAUUUCAGCGAAAACAAGGUUAGAAAUAACUCUACGGUACUUGGCAGCAGGAGAUUCACAAGUUUCCCCUUCAUUCGCUUUUCUUGUUGCACCAAAUACAAUUAGCAAGAUAAUUCGUGAAACAUGCCAGAAAAUUUACGAAGCACUGUAUGACGAAUACUUUUUUAAACCUUCAGAAGAAAAUUGGAAGAAAAAGAUAGGCGAAUUUGAAACUCUGUGGAACUUUGAUCAUUGUAUGGCUGCAGUAGACGGCAAACAGGUGGAAAUUCAAGUGGAAAACCGAUCUGCUCGCAACUCACGGAAGAUCUCUUCACAAGUAUAAAAUGUUUGUGUACAGUGAAAACGAAAGGCCGAGAUAUAUUUUAACGGCCAGGCAACUUCGUACCACAUUUAAAAUGAGACAAAACAUUAUUAGCACGGGUCUUGCCCUAGUAGAUAUUUCGAAAGUUCCAUUGCGAAUUUCCUCCGUCUCUAUAGAUUCCUAACAUACCGAUUGUCACGUGAGUCAAGAUACAAUGUCGCCAAAUUCACUUU